GGGAUGCAGGACCGCUGGUCUCACUGGUCUCCAGUCGCUGAUGGCAGUGCAAGGCUGUGCAGCUCUUGGGCUACAGUGCCCGGGGUUGGUUUGGCCGGCCACUGCUAGCACGGGCGCUGUUGCGGGUGUCGCCUGCUGGGAUCAAGCUGCUGCGGUGCCCUCCGCAGCAAGACGCACGUCGCGGUCCUCGAGAGCGAGCCCGGCACUAGCAACUUCUGCUUGGCGAGCCUAACUUCUGCGCGGGGUUCGGACUUGAAGAUUCCGAGUGGGGCACCGCGCGCAGUUGGGGCGGUGGCCCCGCCAGCUCACCGUCACCGAGAUGACCUCCUCACUGUGUUUCUGGUGCUUCUGCGUCUGGGCCGCUGCCAACUGGCCGCCAGGAAGCGCCCUACAGCUCCAGCCCGGCAUGCCAAAUGUUUGCAGAGAGGAGCAGCUGACCUUGGUAAGACUGUCACGCCCGUGCACCCAAGCUUUCAUAGACACCAUCCAGUUCUGGAAACAAGGCUGCUCAGGCCCUCGGUGGUGCAUCGGAUAUGAAAGACGGAUUCGCUACUACAUCAUCUACAGACAUGUGUAUGCCAUAGAGCACCAGACAGUCUUCCAGUGCUGCCCUGGCUGGAGCCGAUGGGAUGAUGAACCAGGCUGCUUCUCCUCUGUCUCUUCCUUGGGAACUCAUUUCAGUGGAAGGGAGUGCUCAGAUGGGGAUGCUCAGCAGUGCCUUUGUUCACAAGGAUUUCAUGGACCUCACUGUCAAUAUGAUAUAAAUGAAUGUGCUGUUGACAAUGGUGGCUGUCAAGACAGAUGCUGUAAUACAAUUGGCAGUUAUUACUGUGUAUGUCAAGCUGGCCAAAAGCUGGAGGAAGAUGGCAGAGGAUGUGAAGAUGUGGAUGAAUGUGCCAUGGUGAAUGGAGGCUGCCAGCAGCGCUGUAUUAACACUCUGGGCACCUUCCACUGUGAGUGUGACACAGGAUACAGACGCCACACUGACGAACGUACCUGCAUAAGAAUUGAAUUAGAAAUUGUCAAUAUCUGUGAGGAGAACAAUGGCGGUUGUUCUCAUCACUGCGAGCCUGCAAUUGGUGGAGCCCAUUGUUCCUGUAACCACGGACAUCAGCUCAAUACAGAUGGAAAAACAUGCAUAGACUUUGAUGAAUGCGAGAGCGGAGAAGCCUGCUGUGCCCAGCUCUGCAUCAACUACUUAGGAGGCUAUGAGUGCAGCUGUGGAGAAGGCUUUCAGAUCAGUUCAGAUGGUUGUGGAUGUGAUGCUUUAGACAAUGAGCAGUUAGAGGAGGAAAAAGAGGGAAUAGACAUCGUGAGGUUUCCAGGCCUUCUGGUUCAGAGCCUACCUCAGCCAUUCCCUUAUUAUGAUACUUCUCUGACUGCUUCAUAUGAAGAAGACAGUGAUGAUGCUGAUCAAGAAGCAGAAGGACAGGUUCAAGAGAUGACAGCCUUGCACAGAGUUGUCUGUUUAGGUGGCACCUUUGGCUGGGACUGCAGCUUGAGCUGUGAAGAUUGCAUGAAUGGAGGGAGAUGCCAAGAAGGAAACAGUGGGUGCUUCUGCCCAGCAGGAUGGACUGGCCUCAUAUGCAAUGAAAGCAGUAUCCUAAGAACUGGGGGAGAGCAGCAAGCUCCUGUGGGAUGCCUGAAAGGGUUCUUUGGGAAGAACUGCAAAAGAAAAUGUCAUUGUGCUAACAAUGCACAUUGCCACAGGGUAUAUGGUGCCUGCAUGUGUGACCUAGGGCGCUAUGGAAGAUUCUGCCAUCUUAGCUGUCCCAGGGGAGCCUAUGGAGCUGGCUGUUCUUUGGAAUGUCAGUGUGUGGAAGAGAACACCCUGGAAUGCAGUGCCAAAAAUGGUAGCUGCACCUGCAAAUCUGGUUACCAAGGCAACAGAUGCCAGGAAGAAUUCCCCCUUGCCAGCCUGAGCAAAGGAAGAAGAUCGCACAUCUUAAAAUUAUAUCUGGAAACAAUUAAAGCUCAAUAGCAUAGACUCAUCAACCAAGACCAUGCCCUCCUCCAGCAUGAAAGACUUUCCUUUUCCUAUCUAAAAGCCAAUCAUCCAAACAAAUUUAUUAAUACUUUCUUAAUACUGAUCAACUUAAAUAUGGAUACCAGUACUGUCAUUUCUCAAAUAUCUAGAUAUCAUAUAAUUUUAGACAAAUAUACAAGCAAAAACUAUGAUUCCAAUAAUAAGAAACAUGUAUAGAUAUGUGUGUGCAGCUUCAUGUGGAAUUUAGGGAAAUGCUAUUCCAAUCUGUCAGCAAGCCACCCUGGCUUGUAGACUCCAUGAAUACUUGUUUAUGUUUCUGAUGUCUAGUCACCUUGUCACUGACUUCCAUUGAUGCCACUUCUUAAGAAGGCAGUUUUCCUGGAGUUCUUUUUGUCGCUCAAUAGUAUGUCUCAUAUUCUAAUCUAGCCUGUUCACCCAUUUCUAUUGUGUUUAAUACUGACUGCCCAUUCUCUUGCUAGAAUCCAGAUUCCAUGUAGGCAGUAUAUCUGUUUUUUUCUUCUAGUGUUUCCUCAUUUCUGCAAUAAAGACAGUGGUCAGUAAUUCUUUGCUUAAAUC
Grammomys surdaster is the source of this 2563-nucleotide messenger RNA. RefSeq names its product EGF-like and EMI domain-containing protein 1. The transcript is spliced from 13 exons. The record is from RefSeq and is a predicted model, not a curated record. Lineage: Eukaryota; Metazoa; Chordata; Mammalia; Rodentia; Muridae. Gene Ontology annotation, molecular function: calcium ion binding; protein binding. The coding region runs from base 320 to 1981 and encodes 553 amino acids.